CCAUCAAUCCCGGGAAGACGGGAAUCCCGGUCAAUUUGUUUGAUUUACACGGGUACGUGUGUAACACCCACGGUACGGAUCACCCCAUAUGUGCAUCGCGAUUGCCUCGACGAUAAUUUCGUGAGACCGCCAUUUAAUGUUUCUUUCUCGCCGUCAUGUCGUUUCUGCGCAUCCGCCAUCGCCUGCAGUGGCAUAGCAAGGAUGCAGGCGAUAGGCACGAGCACGCAGAUGCACCCAAUGCGUCGUCUAGCACUCAUUGCCCCUCCCCCACACCGUCUUCUGUCGCCUCUCGAGGGCGACGAGUCUCAGCCUUAUCGUUCAUCACCUCGAAGUUGACAGCGAAAUCAAAACAUGACCGCGGCGUGCUGGCAGAGCCAGUCGAACAUUCCAUCAACUUUGCGAGGUCGGCAUCAAGGGUCAGUUCGCAUUCUGAUAGUGCAUCACUAGACGAUAUCAGGAUGCCAGUCGGGCUCGGUCGUAUAGCCAGUCUCAGCGAAUCGAAGCCAGCAGAUGAUAUUUUCCUUGGAGUCGCGAUGAAUGGAGGUCGACAGCGUACCAUCAGUUCUCCCAAUCUCCUCAAUAGGCAUGCUUUCCUAUGUCAAUCUGAUCUGGAUGCCUCCAACGACAGUGCUCGACAGAAGGAGGGACCACCUGUCACAUGGCUGUCGACCAAGCUCCUCACGAUGGUGUUCUCAUAUGUCCCGCGUUCUGACCAGAUUUCGCUGUCGUUCGUCUGCAGAAUCUUCCUUCUUCCUGCCCAACAUGCUCUGUACGCGACAGUUGACUUGCAAGACCUAGACUGCGGGUGUGUCGAGAGGUGCAUCGAUUUGGUAGCAUCGAAAAGGUCUCUGGCGAGCAGCAUUCGCAGUUUCGCUUGUAGCAUCUUACCUUGUUCACAAGAUGGCUCGCUACCAUUCGGCGUGGUGACCUUCGCGAUCGCAUUCAACAAUAUGGACCACCUAAGCUCGCUCACCCUCCCCCAUUUCGAUGCUCAUCUGCUCCACCAUGCCACGUUCCGCUUGAAGGAGCUCUGCAUUUUGUCAGAGACAAUGCCUGCAAAGGAAUUGAAUGCUUUGUUGUCCUGGUGUGCGAAACAACCAGAUAUCACUCACCUGUCCUUUCCCGGUCUCUUACUCAGUGAUCCCGCUCACAACAGCGAUGAAGCUAUUCCUUCGACCGCUCCUUCAAAUCUACCUCGCGAUCCGCACGUUCUCCGUCAUCUCACGCACUUCAACGGCCCUGCACAACUUGUUCCCAUGAUCGUUCCCGGACGUCCAGUUGUAUCCGCUGUCCUCCAUGUGCAAACUACUUUAUAUGAUGGGCUGAAGCCGUCUGCGGUUCUAUCCGCCUUGACGCGGUCUAGCGCGUCUCUUACCCAUCUCACGAUCAAGGCAACAUCAGUCCAUGUCGAUGCACGUACGUUGGAACGGGUCUUGAUGUCAGCAGGAACUGAGCUCGGUAGUCAGUUGAGAGUGCUCGAGAUCGAGUGGGUACUCGAAGACGAGGUCCUCUACAAACAACUUUUGUCAGCGCUACCUCGGUUCCGUGUCUUGCAUAGCUUGCGCUUGACACGACGCAUGCUGCCUGUAAAAUCCUGCCCUUUCCUCACUCCUCCCACCACGCCUCUCCACGGACCUCGAUCGAUCCUUCUGCCAUUGUUCGCAGGCCCAGUCCAAGAUGAAUGUCGUCCGAAAACCGCCGGCGUGCCUGACAUACCACCAGCCCGUGCUCAAGAGCGUGCUCACCUCAGCGCCUGGAGCAGACAUUGUCCGACGCUUUCGUCAGUCGUCUUCCUAUCUGGUGCUGAAUGGGAUUGCGGGCGCAUCAGUGCGUACCUGGGAGGCAGCGGUCUGCAUGCGCCCGCGUUCCGACUUGUCAGGCUCGCUCAGGACGAUGCUGGGCGCAUCAGCCCAGCCUGAACUGUCUGAUGGUUCCACUUUGAUAAGUCAUUCCUUUCCUUACCGUAAGACCUCUUGUAAUUUGAUUAGUGAUCAGUAUAUUGGGUGCAUGUGACGGAUGUUCUGUCAGUAAUUCGUCCACGUCGUUUGUUUGUUUUCCAGAUCCAAGCAAUUGUGCUGUGCUUGCAUCAUUGAAAAAAACAUACUCCAUUAUUCGACCCAAAAGAUGCAUUCGAAAACCUCCGAUGAAGUUCAAGGUAAAUUGGUUCAUGCUCGAGGCCCACCCAGGAGCUGCCAUAUUUGGCAAACUUCGCGUCAGCAAGUCACGACCCCGCGGUGUAAGCCAGCACGUGGCCGUAUCG
This is a messenger RNA of Laetiporus sulphureus 93-53, 2260 nucleotides long. RefSeq lists its product as uncharacterized. The transcript is spliced from 2 exons. The record is from RefSeq and is a predicted model, not a curated record. Bases 156 to 1919 code for a protein of 587 amino acids. NCBI's taxonomy places the organism in Eukaryota, Fungi, Basidiomycota, Agaricomycetes, Polyporales, Laetiporaceae. Gene Ontology annotation, molecular function: protein binding.